Molecule: messenger RNA, 1587 nt
Organism: Monodelphis domestica (gray short-tailed opossum)
Lineage: Eukaryota; Metazoa; Chordata; Mammalia; Didelphimorphia; Didelphidae
Source: RefSeq, a predicted model, not a curated record
ACUCCUUCUCAUCACCCAACCCAAACCAGAACCAACCAACACCAUGGUCCAAUCCUGCUGUGGCUCUGUGUCCUCUGGCUGUUGCCAGCCCAGCUGUUGUCUGACCAGCUGCUGCCAGCCCAUCUGUUGCCAGACUACCUGUUGCCAGCCUAGCUGUUGCCAGUCUAGCUGCUGCCAGCCCAGCUGUUGCCAGUCUAGCUGCUGCCAGCCCAGCUGUUGCCAGUCUAGCUGCUGCCAGCCCUGCUGCCCACCCAGGUGCUGCCUGCCAUUCUCUUGCCAAACCACCGUGUGCCGCCCAGUGACCUGCGUGCCCAGGUGCAGUCGCCCCAUCUGUGACACUUGCUGCCGCCCUCGCUGCUGUGACCCCUGCUGCCUGCAGGAGGGCUGCUGCCGCCCCAUUGCCUGCUGCCCCACCUCCUGCACAGCUGUGGUCUGCAGACCCUGCUGCUGGGCUUCCACCUGCUGCCAUCCUAUUAAUGUGCAGUCUCCUUGCUGCAGACCCCCUUGCUGCCAGCCAGCCCCCUGCCGCACCACCUGCCGCUCCACCUGCUGCCCUACCUGCUGCAGAAAGGGGCAUCUAGAACUGAAAAACCAACUCCUCCUUACCAUCCAAACCAAACUAACCAACAACACCAUGGUCCAAUCCUGCUGUGGCUCUGCCUCCUCCUGCUGUUGCCAGCCUAGCUGUUGCCAGUCUAGCUGCUGCCAGCCCAGCUGUUGCCAGUCUAGCUGCUGCCAGCCCUGCUGCCCACCCAGGUGCUGCCUGCCAUUCUCUUGCCAAACCACUGUGUGCCGCCCAGUGACCUGUGUGCCCAGGUGCAGUCGCCCCAUCUGUGACACUUGCUGCCGCCCUCGCUGCUGUGACCCCUGCUGCCUGCAGGAGGGCUGCUGCCGUCCCAUUGCCUGCUGCCCCACCUCCUGCACAGCUGUGGUCUGCAGACCCUGCUGCUGGGCUUCCACCUGCUGCCAUCCUAUUAAUGUGCAGUCUCCUUGCUGCAGACCCCCUUGCUGCCAGCCAGCCCCCUGCCGCACCACCUGCCGCUCCACCUGCUGCCCUACCUGCUGUUGAGCUACACAAGCUACUGAUAAAAGACAACCAUUUUUCCCUACAAGGCCACCACUAUCCUCUAGUAUGAGCCACAGCAUGUGGUUUCUUGAGAAGCAGCUCAUCUAUUGACCAUCUCCCAAGAACCAACCCAACUACAAAGGGAAUAGUUCCUUUUUCCCCUUCAAACCAUAACAGAUGACUACCAACUUGAGAUCUGGUUGGGGAAAUGGUCAAAGAAAUUUCUAACAUUUUUCACCAUAUUUACUGGUGUUGUAUUAGGAAACCUGUCUUGUUAGCAAGUAAAGAAGAUUUCUUCUUUUACCUAAUAGACUUGAUUUCUUCAUGAGUGGGUGAUGCUCUAGCCCACUGACCCACCCUGCCUUUCCUUUUAUUAGCAUGUCUCUUAAAUUCUGAUGCUUCUCUGUUUUCCAAUAAACUUGAUGUUUCCAGCAUAGAAAUAGUAUUAUUUUUAUUCUUUUCAUUCUGGUGGGGGCCCAUAAAUGAAUAGAAAGAGUACUUCACAUGUAAUUCUAACUUUG